Mobula hypostoma (lesser devil ray) is the source of this 5844-nucleotide messenger RNA. RefSeq names its product butyrophilin subfamily 3 member A3-like. The record is from RefSeq and is a predicted model, not a curated record. Gene Ontology annotation, cellular component: external side of plasma membrane. Lineage: Eukaryota; Metazoa; Chordata; Chondrichthyes; Myliobatiformes; Myliobatidae. Gene Ontology annotation, biological process: T cell receptor signaling pathway; regulation of cytokine production. The transcript has 12 exons. Gene Ontology annotation, molecular function: signaling receptor binding. Bases 292 to 1779 code for a protein of 495 amino acids.
GGGAGAGGAGAGAGCGACCGCCGCCGCGGCUGUGGCUCUUUCUCCGGGGAGAGCGGCGGCUCUGCAGUCGGUAGCGUAGUGCCGGGACGGAGAUGUUUAAGCUGCCGCUGAGCGGGUCGGCCGGACGGGACCCCGGCCGUUUCUGAUCGCGGGGAGCCCGAUUCCGCCCUGCGGCCCUCUCGCAAAGUGAAACUAAAGAAGUCCCGGAAGGCCCUCAUCUCGCACUCGCACGGAGAGAGGCCGCCGUUCCCCCAGCAGGGAUCCAUUGGUUUAAUGCUGAUGUGAAGAGAGAUGGGUGGAUGGAAGAUGCGCUGGACUCUAAUCCUGCUCUUCUGUAGGAUCUACAUUGCCUGUGCCCAGAGGGUAGAACAGUUCAAGGUCACAGGGCCGGCGCAGGCCAUCGUGGCCAUGGUUCAGAGCGUGGCUGUCCUGGAGUGUCAGCUGAUCCCGGAGAACAUGCCACCCAGCAUGGAGAUACGCUGGAUGCGCAGUGACACCAAGGCGAGCACCAUCGUCCACCUGUACCGCAACGGCAAGGAUGUGGUGGAGGGCCAGGACGAGGCUUACCGGGGCCGCACCGAGCUCUUCAAGGAUGACUUCCAGAAGGGCAAUGUCUCGCUCAGGUUGAGUGGUGUGCGGCUGGCCGAUGAGGGGGAAUACUUGUGUAUGGUGGAGUAUAACAGAGUCCCCGAGCAGGCUCUUGUUCCACUGAAGGUUUCCAGCCUGGGCCUCCAACCUUCCAUUCAGUUGAAAGGUUACGAAGGCAAUGGGAUCAAGAUCCAGUGCAGCUCCUCUGGCUGGUACCCCGAACCCAGUAUUCUGUGGACCAGAAGCGGAGAGCAGGAGGUGAAGGCCGAGUCCCAGACGACAAAGGACCUGGAUGGCUUCUACCGCAUCGCCAGCUCCUUGAAGGUGAUGAGUGACAUGACCGACGUCAAGUGCAGGGUGAAGGCUGGCACGCUGAAGGUACUGACGUCCAGGCUGAGGAUCCCAGAUGAAUUCUUCCCACGAGUUUCAAAAUUCUUCACCGUGUUCAUGGUGUUCUUCGUAAUUCUACUUGUCGUACUUGUGAGCGCUGCGUGGCUUUACUACAGGAAGCGGACAAACGCGAGUGAGUUGUACAAACGUCCCACACUUGAGCAACAUGAGUCCAUAAUCAACGAAAUAGAAAAUCUGAAAACCCUUACGGAAAGUGCCCAGAAUAAUUAUGAUCUGGAGACGACACUGUCCACAGAAGCCGCAGAAAGAGUCAUUGACGCCGCAGUGUCGAUCACCUUUGACCCAGACACCGCCAACCCGUACCUGGUCAUCUCAGACAACCAGCUGAGUGUCUCGUUCACCGAAGAGUGGAACGAGAAAAAGGACAACUCCAAGCGCUUCAACGCCAGGCUCUUCGUGAUGGCCUGCCAGGGCUACGACAGCGGCAGGCAGUACUGGGAGGUGUCGGUGGGUAACAAGCCCGACUGGGACCUGGGGGCGGCCUACGCGUCCAUCCCCAAGAACGACUGGGUCACCCUGAGCCCCGAUAACGGGAUCUGGACCAUCGGCAAGCGUGGCCAGUUGUACGAGGCCAACGAUGAAUUCCCCACGCCGCUGGAGGGGAUGGCCGCUGCUGAGACCAUUGGCGUUUACGUGGACCACAACCUGGGCAAGAUCCACAUAUAUGAUGCCGAAGCCAUGGCCCACAUCUACUCAUUUCAAGCCAAAUUUACUGAGAAAGUCUACCCUUUCUUCAGUCCUUGGGGGUCACAGGAGAAAAUGAAGAUCUCCCCCCUUUGACCCUUCCGGCAGUGAGUUUGAUACGGGAGCACGGGAGGAAGCCUGUGGCCAACUGGGAAAAUUACUCCUAAAUUCAUUAAACAGGAAGUGACCUUUACAGAUGCCUUAAAGAGACACUGAAGAGAUCAUAAACACCAGAGAUUCUUCAGAUGCUGGAAAUCUGGAGCAACACACACUAAAUGCUGGAACAAUUUAGCAGAUCAGGCCUCGUCUACGGAAAUGUAUAAACAGUCAAUAUUUCAGGCUGAGACCCUUCACCAGGGGCUGAAAAGAUGCCAGAAUUUUUUUUAAAAAUGGAGGGAGGGGACUAUAAAUUAGUGAGUCUCACACCAGUUGUAGGGAAAUUUUAUUUUUUAUUUAUUCGUUUACGGGAUGUGGGCAUCACCAGCUAAUCCAGCAUUUAUUAACCAUCCCUCGUUGCCGUUCAGAAGGUGGUGAUGAGCUGCCUUCUUGAACCACUGCAGUCCCUGAGGUGUAGGGACACCUAAAGUGCUGAUAGGGAGGGAAUUCCAUGAUUUUGACCCAGUGACAAUGAAGGAAUAGCGAUACGUUUCCAGGUCGGGAUGGUGAGUGACUUGGAGGGGGAUUUCCAACUGGUGGUGUUCCCAGGUACCUGCUGUUCUCAUCCUUCUAGCUUGUAGUGGUCGUGGGUCUGGAAGGUGCUGCCUUAGGAACUUUGGUGUGUUGUUGCAGUGCAUCUUGUAGAUAGUACACACUGCUGCAACUGUUCGUCGAUGGUGGGGGGAUUGGAUGCUUGUGGAAGGGGUACCAAUCGAGUGGGCUGUCUUGUACUGGAUGGUGUCCAGCUUCCCGAGUUUUGAUGGAACUGCACUCAUCCAGGCGAGUGGCAAGUAUUCCAUUACACUCCUGACCUGAACCUUGUAGACGUUGGACAGGCUUUGGGGAGUCAGGAGGUGAGUUACAUGCCGCAGGAUUCCCAGCCUUUGACCUGCUCUGGUAGCCUCGGUGUUUCUAUGGCCAGACCAGUUCAGUUUCCUGUCAAUACUAACCCCCCAGGAUGUUGAUAGUAGGGGAUUCAGUGAUGGUGGUGCCACUGAAUGUGAAGGGAUGAUGGUUAGAGCCUCCCUUGUUGGAGAUGGUCAUUGCCUGGCACUUGCAUGGCUCGAACAUUGCUUGCCACUUGCAAGGAAAUUUUAUGUUUCUGUAUUGAACAUUUGGAAGCUCAUGGCCUAAUUAGGGAGAGCCAGCAAUGCUUUGAGCAUGGCAGGUCGUGCCGUAUCAACUCAAUGAAUUUUGACAUAGUGUCUAGAGAGAUUGAUGAGGUUAGGGCUGUGGAUGUUGUCUACAUGGAUUUUAGUAAGGCAUUUGACAAAGUCCCUCAUGGGAGGCUCAUCCAGAAGAUUAACUAUGGGGUCUGUGGCGAAUUGGUUAGUUCCAUCCAGAAUUGGCUUGCUCAUGCACAGAAGACAGAGGGUCGUGGUCGAAGGGAUGGAUUCGAGCUGGAGGUCUGUAAUUAGUGGUGUUCCACAGGGAUCUGUGCUGGGACCCCUGAUGUCUAUAAACGACCUAGAUGAAAAUGUGGAUGGAUGGCUUAGUAAGACCCUUAGCAGUGUUGCUGAGUGGGCAGAACUUGGGGUCCAAGUUCACAGCUCCUUGAGAGCGGUUGAUAGGGCGGUUAAGAAGGCUUGUGGAAUGCUUGAUUUUAUUAGUCAAGGCAUUGGGUUCCAAAGUCAGGAGGAGAUGCUGCAGCUUUAUAAAACUUUGGUUAGGCCGCACUGGAGUGUUGAGUACGGUUCUAGUCACCCCGCUAUAGGAAGGUUGCUGAGGCUUUGGAGAGGGUGCAGGAGAGGUUUACCAGCAUGUUGCCUGGUUUAGAGGGCAUCCGCUGUCAGGAGAGGCUGGGUAAACUUGGGUUGUUUGCUCUGGAGCGUCGGAGGCUGACGGGAGAUCUGAUAGAGGUUCAUAAGAUUGGGAGGCAUAGGUAGAGUGGACAGAGAGUUUCUCUUUCCCAGGGUAGAAGUGCCUAACACCAGAGCGCAUGGAUCGAAGGUGAGAGGGGAUGUGUGGGGUACGUUUUUACUUGGAGAACAGCGGAUACCUGGAAUACGCUGCCUGGUCUGGUGGUAGAGGCAAAUAUACUAGAGGCCUUUAAGAGUCCUUUAGCUAGGCACAUGAAUAUGAGGAAAAUGGAGAGAUAUGGACAUUGUGGAGGGAUUAAUUUUGGGGGGGGUGGGGUUUGAUUUACUUUUCAACUGGUUCAGUGCAGCAUUGUGGGAUUAAUGGACUGGUCCUAUGCUGUAGUCAUAGUCAUACUUUAUUGAUCCCAAGGGAAAUUGAUUUUCGUUACAGUUGCCCCAACCAAGAAUAGAGUAGAAAUAUAGCAAUAUAAAACCAUAAAUAGUUAAAUAGUAAUAUGUAAAUUAUGCCAGGAAAUAAGUCCAGGACCAGCCUAUUGGCUCAGGGUGUCUGACCCUCCAAGGGAGGAGUUGUAAAGUUUGAUGGCCACAGGCAGGAAUGACUUCCUAUGACGCUCUGUGUUGCAUCUUUUACCAUUGGAAGCUGAUGGAGCAGCUGAUUCUGGUGGAAGGUAGCCACCAACCUGAAACGUGAACAUUGAGUUUUCCAUCUGCCAGUAUUUUUCCCACUGUCCUUCCCAUCCUCUUCAUCUCCCCCCACUCUGGAAUCUUAGCUUGUCUCCUUGCCUCCCUUUCAUUCCCCCUCCUCCUUCCCUUUCUCCCAUGAUCCACUCUUCUCUCCUAUCAGAUUGAUGCUUCUUCAGCCCCUUAACUCUCCCACCUAUCACCUCCCAGCUUCUUGCUUCAUCCUCCUCCCCCACCCACCUGGCUUCACCUAUCAACUCCUUGCCUGUACCCCUUUGCAUCCCCCACCUUAUCCUGGCACCUUCACCCUUCAUUACCAAAGAAGUGUCUUUGCCUGAAACGUUCAUUUCCAUUUUUAAAAAUGUAUUCCGAGAUACAACAUGGAACUGUUCCUUCCAACGCUUCAGGCCACGCUGCCUAGCAACUCCCAGUUUAACCCUAACCUAAUCACGGGACAAUUUGGACUGUGGGAAGAAACUGAGGCACCCAAAGGAAAGCACGCGGUUCACGAGGAGUAAGUACAAAUUCCUUACAGAUAGCUGAUCUAUCCAGUGGGAUUAACUACCCAUGGCAGCAGAAUAAUCUUCACGAAGAGUUUCUUUCCCCCACCCACACAACCCAGUGUCUGCUGUGGUUCGUUCUGAAAUGCACUCAGAAGUGUGUGAAUUAAUGUGAACUCCAGAUAGUCAAAAGGAAGGCCUGUAACUCCUGCACUACCCAGAAUGUGAGAGACUUUCUGAUACUGCAUGUGGCAGUAAUGUUGAACACUGGAACUUUCUCUCUAAAUUGUGACUUUCUGCCAAGUUCCUAAAGGUACCAUUGACAGAGUGGCGCGGACAGCCCAACGCAUCUGAAGAUGUGAACCUCCCUCCACUGAGAACAUUUAUAGAAGCAGGCUCGGAAAAUCAUCGGGAACAGCAGUCACCCCAGCCACAAUUUGUUUCAGCUGCUUCCGUCUGCCAAAUGCUACCACAGUAUUAAAGCCAGGGCCAACAGGCUACAGAACAGCUUCUUUCUGCAAGUUAUUAGACUUUUAAAUUCAUGCCUCUAUGCAGUAUUGUAACAGAGUCAUAAAGCAAAGCUCCCUAACAUGGAAUGGAUGUGUGAUAUAAUCAAUUCUAAAUUCUAGGUUUGUAAAAGUAUUUUUUCAGAAUUAUCUACUGUGUAAAUUUCAUCUACUGUUUCAUAACCCCUUUCGUAUUGUGUUCACUCGCUCCAGUCACCUCGGAACCACGAAGAGAACCAAAGCCAGGAGAUGUAGACAAAGCAGGAACUGGAAAUAAACCUUUAUUCAGUAAUAAUUACAAAACUCAGCACUACAUCUCAAACCGCGACUAUUUAAAUAGUUUACACAACGAGCUUUCGAGACAAUGAUAGGAACAAUGGCUGCUAAAUGAAGGUCAGCCUGGGAUUGGUUGUUUUGACUCGCUGUAACAAGUAUAAAAAGGCAGUCAACAGGAAUUCUGCAGAUGCUGGAAAUUCAAGCAACAUACAUCAAAGUUGC